Messenger RNA from Chanos chanos (milkfish), 3531 nucleotides. It is a transcript of the gene vps35, whose product is annotated as VPS35 retromer complex component. The record is from RefSeq and is a predicted model, not a curated record. Lineage: Eukaryota; Metazoa; Chordata; Actinopteri; Gonorynchiformes; Chanidae. Bases 1 to 2496 code for a protein of 831 amino acids. Gene Ontology annotation, cellular component: retromer, cargo-selective complex; late endosome; retromer complex. The transcript has 18 exons. Gene Ontology annotation, biological process: intracellular protein transport; retrograde transport, endosome to Golgi.
AUGCCCUUGAAUCGAAUCACAAGAACCACAGAAUUGGUACAGUCACAUGACUGGGAACAGUUUCAGGGGGGUGUUCUGUCUUUUCCUUAUACAUACUUGGUAAUCAUGCCGACUACACAGCAGUCCCCACAAGAUGAGCAGGAGAAGCUGCUUGAUGAGGCAGUCCAGGCAGUCAAGGUGCAGUCCUUUCAAAUGAAGCGCUGCCUGGACAAGAAUAAGCUGAUGGAUGCGUUGAAACAUGCCUCUAAUAUGUUGGGGGAACUGAGGACAUCCAUGCUCUCUCCAAAGAGCUACUAUGAACUAUACAUGGCUAUCUCUGAUGAGCUGCACUACUUGGAGGUGUAUCUGACCGACGAGUUCGCCAAGGGCCGCAAGGUAGCAGACCUGUAUGAACUGGUUCAGUAUGCUGGGAACAUCAUCCCUAGACUGUACCUUUUGAUUACUGUUGGGGUGGUGUACGUGCGGUCUUUCCCUCAAUCCCGGAAAGACAUCUUGAAAGACUUGGUGGAGAUGUGUCGAGGGGUUCAGCAUCCACUCCGAGGCCUGUUCCUCAGGAACUACCUGCUACAGUGCACCCGGAACAUUCUCCCAGACGACGGUGAACAGGCUGAGGAGGAGAUGACGGGGGACAUUAAUGAUUCCGUUGACUUUGUGCUGCUGAAUUUUGCUGAGAUGAAUAAACUGUGGGUCCGAAUGCAGCAUCAGGGCCACAGCCGGGACAGGGAGAAGAGAGAGAAAGAGAGGCAGGAACUGCGCAUCCUUGUGGGCACGAACCUUGUCCGUCUCAGCCAGCUGGAAGGCGUUAACGUGGAGAAGUACAAACAGAUUGUGCUGCCUGGAGUCCUGGAACAGGUUGUAAACUGCAGAGACUCUCUGGCUCAGGAAUACCUCAUGGAGUGCAUCAUUCAGGUCUUCCCAGAUGAGUUUCACCUCCAGACACUGAAUCCCUUCCUGCGCUCGUGUGCCGAACUGCAUCAGAACGUCAAUGUGAAAAACAUCAUUAUUGCUCUCAUCGACAGGUUGGCUCUGUUUGCUCACAGAGAAGAUGGUCCUGGUAUCCCUGCUGAAAUCAAACUGUUUGACAUUUUCUCCCAGCAAGUAGCUACUGUUAUACAGUCUCGUCAGGACAUGCCGUCUGAGGAUGUGGUCUCACUGCAGGUGUCUCUCAUUAAUCUGGCUAUGAAAUGCUACCCAGACCGUGUGGACUAUGUGGACAAGGUCCUGGAGAGCACUGUUGAGAUUUUCAACAAACUCAACCUGGAACACAUUGCGACUAGCAGCGCGGUGUCUAAGGAGCUGACCAGGCUGCUGAAAAUCCCCGUCGACACUUACAAUAACAUACUGACCGUGCUGCAGCUGGCUCAUUUCCCUCCACUGUUCGAGUACUUCGACUAUGAGUCACGCAAAAACAUGAGCUGCCAUGUGCUGAGCAACACACUGGACUACAACACCACCAUUGUAUCACAGGAACAGGUGGAUGCCAUUUUGAACCUGGUGUCCACGCUGAUCCAGGAUCAGCCAGAUCAGCCAGCAGAAGAUCCUGAUCCUGAGGAUUUUGCAGAGGAGCAGAGCUUAGUGGGCCGUUUCAUCCAUUUGUUGCAUUCGGAAGAUCCCGAUCAGCAGUACCUGAUUUUAAACACAGCCAGGAAGCAUUUUGGGGCAGGAGGAAACCAGAGGAUUCGUUACACCCUGCCUCCGCUGGUGUUUGCAGCUUAUCAGCUGGCCUUUCGUUACAAAGAAAACUCCUCUUCGGAUGACAAAUGGGAAAAGAAGUGCCAGAAGAUUUUCUCCUUUGCUCAUCAGACUAUUAGUGCUCUGAUCAAAGCAGAGCUGGCUGAGCUUCCGCUGCGGCUGUUCCUCCAGGGUGCCCUGGCAGCUGGAGAAAUUGGUUUUGAGAACCAUGAAACAGUGGCCUACGAGUUCAUGUCUCAGGCCUUUUCACUGUACGAAGAUGAGAUCAGCGACUCUAAGGCACAGCUGGCUGCCAUUACUCUAAUUAUUGGCACAUUUGAGCGAACACGCUGUUUCAGUGAAGAGAACCAUGAGCCACUACGCACGCAGUGUGCCCUUGCUGCCUCCAAACUGCUCAAGAAACCUGACCAAUGUCGCGCUGUCAGCAUCUGUGCUCAUCUCUUCUGGUCCGGACGCAACACAGACAAGAACGGAGAGGAGAUCCGUGAUGGAAAGAGGGUGAUGGAGUGUUUGAAGAAAGCUCUGAAAAUCGCGAACCAGUGCAUGGAUCCGUCGCUGCAGGUGCAGCUCUUCAUUGAGAUCCUCAACAGAUACGUCUGUUUCUACGAGCGAGAGAAUGAUGCGGUGACUGUGCAGGUCCUGAACCAGCUGAUCCAGAAAAUCCGGGAGGAUUUGCCAAACCUGGAGGCCAGUGAGGAGACGGAGCAGAUCAAUAAACACUUCCAUAACACACUGGAGCAUCUGCGUCUACAGAGAGAGUCGCCCGAGUCCGAGGGGCCAGCUUACGAGGGUCUUGUGCUGUAGUGGUCCACACACACUUACGUGAAUAUACUCAUAGAGAGAUAUAUGUAUAUAUACACACACAUACACACAUGUGCAGCAGGGUAUUUCAGUCAGGGGGGGGGAGAAAAAAAAAUGCCAACCUAACCUGCCUCCUUCUCCACAUACGCUCCCUAUAUCCACCUCUCCUUUUUCUAUCUCUCUCUUUCUCUCCCUCAAUCUCUCUCUUUUCGCUUCCCGCUUGGCACUGUGGAGCCCUGAAGGCGUAAAGCUCUGCGCUUUGCUUUCCUUUGCACUGCGUAUGAUCAUUCCAGUGUGAAUUUUUCCAUCUCUAUCAGAAGAAAAAUUGAAAGAAAAAAAAAGAAGAAGAAGAAGAAGAAAGCGCUAAAUCCUGUUUUCAAGGUGUGGAAUCCCGUCCCUUUCAUUCUGGCUGGUGAAAGAAAGGAAAAAGCUGAACCUCGUUUUUAAGCCAUUUUGUGGCGACAUUGUAUAGAGGUGUGAUGAAAUUACCCUCUCAUUUGAGUCAGCACUCUCUCUCUCUCUCUCUCUCUGCAUUCAUGCUCAGUGCCCUGUGGUCCUCAAGAGCAUUUGUACAACGGAUAUAGAUUUUUUUUUUUUUUUCCCUCCUCAUUCUCACUCUCUCUGUCUCACCUUUCCAUUUUACCCCGUGUGCCUCAUUUUCUCUCUUGCCCUUGUUAAAAGUUUUGUUAAAUAUAUACACACACUUUCUCUGUGGCAGAUGCUGUUUUGUAGAGAGAGAAGUAGAGUAAACUGCUGUGUGAGCAAGUGUGUCGGCUGCCGGGUUGACUGAAAGAAAGAUGCUGAUCUGCGUGUGUAUGUAUGUGUGUAUGUGUGUGUGUGUGUGUGUGUUUUCUGUCCGUUGAGAGAGUAGCUGUGCCCACACCCUAUCAGUUCCAAUGCAUUUUCUUCUUUUUUGGAUUAUUGCCCCUCCUCCCUUCCCAACAUGCCUCUAUAUAUUGUAUGUAUCAUCUAAUUGUAAAUCAGCUUAACCCGUAUCAUUGAUUUCAUGACAUUUGCACAAAUAAAAAAAAAAAUAUA